GCUCCGCAGACGCCGCAGACGCGUCUGGUGGUACGGGCAGAGCAGGCCUGCUCUCCCCACGACGCCCGGUGUCACCGAGCCUGAGGCCUCCGAAGUAUCACUGACAACAGGGACACAGGCAUUUAUUUAGCUAAUUGCUGUUUGUGGUACAUAAGCUGUGUGAGCCACAGGCACUUCAGCUAAAGCACAACACAGAAACACCUUCCACCUUGGCAAAGGUGGCACCAUCAGCCAGGGCACAUCUUUGCCAGUAAAUGAAGUAUAAAAUCAUCCCAGAAUGGUUUGAGUUGGAAAGGACCUUGAAGCUCAUUUCAUUCCAAUGCCUUGCCCUGGGCAGGGAUACCUUCCACUAGACCAGGUUGCUCCAAGCCCCGUCCAACCUGACCUUGAGCACUUCCAGGGGCAGUCACAGCUUCUCUGGGCAGUCUGUGCCAAUGCUUCAUCAUCCUCACAACACUCAAGCUUUGGGAACAUGGCUAAGGUUUUGCAUGAGACUGAAACCACUUUGGACAGUACCCCACCCAGAGAAGAACAGGACGACAAUGUCACCAUGAAGCAGUACCUGAGAAACAAAAACCUUGUUCUGGAUUUCCUGCGCUCUGACCUGAACCCCCACCACCUCCAGUACCACUGGAACAAAGUUCAUCUUCUGAAGAAGUGUUACUUUUACUUGAAGUUUGAGCCCAGACAUGUAUGUGUGAGAGACCAGAACAAUAUGAUGAUUUUUGCUGACAUCUUGCAAAUAGCAAACCCCUGCCAACUCCAGAAGAUCAAGAAGAUGGGAAAAAAACAGACUGAAAUCCAGCUGGCACUUUUAACUGAGCUGUUGGAACAGCUGGAACGAGGUCGGGAGGAGCUGAGCCAUUACGUACAGAUCUGUAACGUAGAAGCUUUCCUUUCCCAGUGGGACUUGAAUAUAAAGAGAGUGCUCAAGCUCUCCAUGCUUUUCAAUAAGCUCAUUUCCUUGGAAGAGCCAAGGAGGCUCCAUGUCAAGCACAGUUUGGUGUCACAGAUACAUCUUGGAAGUGCCCUACACCCUCCCAUUACUUUUUCUCUCUAUACAAAGAAGCCGCCGAUUUUUGAUCGGAUAGAGUCGUUCGCAUGCCAGACCUGGGCCCAGCUCAAGUGGUUCAGCGAAAGUCAAGAGUCACACCUUGAACGAUGGCAGCUGGAGAUCAAGCUGGUGACAGAUGACAGUCAGACAGAACCAGGAUACCGUCAGACCCAGGAAGUCAUCUCCAACCCGUGUGUAAUCAACCACCUGCUGCCUGGCAGGUUGUAUGAGUUCACAGUGAGGAGAUCCUACACUCACACGCUCGUCUACUCACAGUGGCACGACUGCAUUAUAUUGAAGACAAAAACUCACCCUGCUGAAGAUGCCAAGGAAGCCCCCAACUGCAGCCUGAUGAGGCGGUUCACAAGACCGACUCCCUCAGUUUAAUGGUUUAAUGAAAAAGAUGAAUAAGAGUAAUUAAAACUAAAUUGUUUAAACA
Molecule: messenger RNA, 1493 nt
Organism: Vidua chalybeata
Lineage: Eukaryota; Metazoa; Chordata; Aves; Passeriformes; Viduidae
Gene: FNDC11
Product: fibronectin type III domain containing 11
Exons: 3
Coding region: 320-1441 (373 amino acids)
Source: RefSeq, a predicted model, not a curated record